GAAAUGUUAUUUUAACCCGUUUUUGGUCCGACCCGACCAUAACGUACCGAAUCGACUUGAAAUUGUAAAACCUCUCCCCUUUUUGCUUUCCUCUGUCUCUCUCGCUCGCUUAGAAGUUAGAGAAAGCUUCAAACAGCUGAAAUGGCGGUUCAGCCGAAUCACAAUGCAUCUUUUGAGAUCAGAUUAGCUUCACCUUCUCAGAAACUCUUUAAGAAACCCAUAGCUCAAAUCUCGCUGUCAACGAAGCUCAAACCCACUUCUCAACCGUCGAUUUCGUGCUCCACUUGGAAUCCAUGUCAAAUUCCGGCGAGACUCUCCGGUUUCAGUUCCGGAAUAUACGCAUAUUCCUCUUCCUCCAAUCCUAUCUUCUCUCGCGAACCACCAGAAUCUGAAUCUCCGCCACUCGGAAAGAAGAAGCUGCGUGUGCUGGUGAAGCCGCUGGAGAAGCCGAAGGUGGUACUAAAGUUUGUGUGGAUGCAAAAGGACAUAGGAGUUGCGUUAGACCAAACGGUUCCAGGAUUUGGAACAAUCCCGCUUGGUCCGUACUACUUCUGGCCUAGGAAAGAUGCUUGGGAAGAGCUCAAAGCUUUGUUAGAGAGCAAGCCCUGGAUCUCCGAGCUUCAUCGCGUCUUCCUCCUUAACCAAGCCACAGACAUAAUCAAUCUAUGGCAAUCAAGCGGUGGAGAUUUGUCUUGACUGAGUCUUGCUUUCAAAGUGUAAAGCUUUGUGUGUUUUAUCAGUCCUUUCGAUG
This is a messenger RNA of Thlaspi arvense, 751 nucleotides long. NCBI's taxonomy places the organism in Eukaryota, Viridiplantae, Streptophyta, Magnoliopsida, Brassicales, Brassicaceae. The record is from the annotation of a GenBank genome assembly.